Olea europaea var. sylvestris is the source of this 954-nucleotide messenger RNA. RefSeq names its product probable disease resistance protein At5g66900. Gene Ontology annotation, molecular function: ADP binding. Gene Ontology annotation, biological process: defense response to fungus. The transcript is spliced from 4 exons. Lineage: Eukaryota; Viridiplantae; Streptophyta; Magnoliopsida; Lamiales; Oleaceae. The coding region runs from base 246 to 806 and encodes 186 amino acids. The record is from RefSeq and is a predicted model, not a curated record.
AUUUUCAGAUAAAUGUACAGGCUGAGUUGGCUAGAGAUGGCAAAAAUAUUUCUGUUGGAGUAAAUUUUCUUCAGGAGAAAAUGGAUAAGGUUGGUGUGGUGUUCCUGAAGUUCCGGAUUUUGUGGUUGGACUAGACGUGCUGCUUCAGGAAAUGAAGGCCAUGCUUCUAAAGGAUGAAGUGCCAAUUGUUGUGCUUUCGGCUCCUGAUGGCUACGGCAAGACUACACUAGCGAAAUUGCUCUGUAAUGAUGAUGAAAUUAGAGACAGUUUCAAAAUCAGCUAACCUCCAGCUAAUGGUUCAAAAAGUAAUUCAGAGUAACAAAAACCAGAAGCCGCCUAUUUUUCAAAGUGAUGAAGAUGCAAUAUACCAAUUAGAACAGUUUUUCCAACAGCAAAUAAGACCAGCUCCCAUACUAUUAGUCCUGGUCGAUAUGUGGUCAGGAUCCGAGUCACUCAUUGAUGAAUUCCUUCUUCCAAUACGUGGAUAUAAAAUCUUGGUUACAUCGAGAUUUGAGUUUCCACAAUUUGAAUGGACUUAUCAAUUGAAUAUGCUGAAUCAUCAAGAUGCAAUGACUCUAUUUCAACAUUAUGCCUUUAAAGAUGGGAUCUGCACUGUGCAAAAACAUCUUGUAGAAGAGGUGGUCAGAGGUUGCUCAGGAUCUCCAUUAGCCCUUACAGUUGUAGGUAAGUCACUCUAUAGGCAGCCUGAGGUGAAGUGGAUUAGUACAGUUCAAAAUUGGUCCCAAGGGCAAUCCACACUACAAGAAAAAAUAGCAUUUUACAAUGGCCAGAAUUUGUUGCCAUAGGCUGCAAGUUGCAUACUUUGAUGCUUUACCUAUGUGCAUUGCUCGUUUCAUUACUUGUUUUAGCAUUUGCAAGUAGCCCUUACUCUUCAAGUAAAUUCAUUUGCAAGUAUAUCAAAUCGUUUGUUUGAGCAGACCAAUCUUGCAAUCC